Messenger RNA from Daphnia pulicaria, 3479 nucleotides. RefSeq names its product N-alpha-acetyltransferase 15, NatA auxiliary subunit-like (gene Naa15-16). Gene Ontology annotation, molecular function: protein binding; protein-N-terminal amino-acid acetyltransferase activity. The record is from RefSeq and is a predicted model, not a curated record. The transcript has 15 exons. Gene Ontology annotation, cellular component: NatA complex; cytoplasm. NCBI's taxonomy places the organism in Eukaryota, Metazoa, Arthropoda, Branchiopoda, Diplostraca, Daphniidae. Gene Ontology annotation, biological process: N-terminal peptidyl-methionine acetylation. The coding region runs from base 225 to 2912 and encodes 895 amino acids.
AUUUGUCAAAUAACGCGGUGUACAUCCGAAUCUUGGAAUACGGUGUUGAGCGACGGAAAGAAGGGGGUUCACCAAUUUCGGCCAUCUUUAGCGAAGUAAGCACGAGGCUUUUUCACGGUUAACCUGUGUCAUCAUCGGUUGAAAAGAAACCGGCAUUUAAUGGUUUUGGGAAACAAAUUUUGAUACUUCACUGCGAGAACAGGAUAUUCAUCCUCAUUAAAAAGAUGCCUUCCAGUCAGCCUCUACCUCCCAAAGAAAAUGCCCUGUUUAAAAGAAUUCUGAAAAGUUACGAACAAAAGCAGUAUAAAAAUGGACUUAAGUUUGCCAAACAGAUUCUCAGCAAUCCAAAGUUUGCUGAACAUGGAGAAACCCUCUCAAUGAAAGGUUUGACUCUCAAUUGUAUGGGAAGAAAGGAAGAGGCUUAUGAACAUGUUCGUAGAGGUCUUCGUAAUGAUCUCAUGUCUCAUGUCUGUUGGCAUGUGUAUGGGCUAUUACAGAGAUCAGAUAAAAAAUACGAUGAGGCAAUCAAAUGCUACAGGAAUGCAUUGAAAUGGGAUAAGGAUAAUGUUCAAAUUCUAAGAGACUUGUCACUACUUCAGAUCCAGAUGCGUGAUCUUGAGGGAUAUAGAGAUACAAGGUAUUCUCUCUUGAGGCUACGACCUGGCCAACGAGCUUCUUGGAUUGGAUUUGCCAUGGCUUACCAUCUACUUCAUGAUUAUGACAAUGCUCUCCAAGUUUUAGACGAUUUCAGAAAAACUCUUACCAAAUCCAGCUAUGACUAUGAGCAGAGUGAGCUUUUACUCUACAUGCAUCAGGUUAUGUUUGAAGGUGGUCUUUAUCAGAAAUCUUUGUCUCACCUUCAACAAUUUGAAGAACAAAUUUGUGAUAAAUUGAGUUUAAUGGAAGCUCGAGCACAACUCUACCUCAAGCUCGAUCGCCAGAAAGAUGCCGAAGAAGAAUACCGUAAAUUGCUAAAACGCAAUCCGGAUAACCGGCAGUAUUACUUUGGAUUAGAAGAAGCUCGUGGACUGACCAAUGAAGAUAUAAAGCUGCAAAUGUAUGCCGAGCUUCGCGAGUCUUAUCCACGGGCCAUUUUGGCCCGAAGAAUACCACUUAGUUAUGCCAGUGGAGAAAAGUUUCGUAGUUUGGUAGACCAAUAUCUACGUCACGCACUGCACAAGGGCGCUCCUCCUCUAUUUGUCGAUUUACGUUCGCUGUACGCCCAACCAGGAAAAGCAGCCAUAAUCGAGGAGCUCUUACUCGGUUACAUAGCUAGUUUAAUUAAAUGUGAACGAUUUGACGAAAAAGAUGUGAAGGAUGGUCCAGCAGAACCGGCUUCAGCCAUUUUAUGGACUUACUAUUAUCUAGCCCAGCACUACGAUUUUCAUAAGGAUUCCGCCAAAGCGUUGCAUUAUAUUAAUUUGGCCAUUGAUCACACUCCGACGUUGAUCGAGCUCUAUGUGACGAAAGGACGACUGUUUAAGCAUGCUGGAAACCCUAUCGAAGCUUACCGCUGUUUAGAUGAAGCCCAGUCUUUAGACACUGCCGAUCGGUAUAUCAAUUCAAAGUGCGCAAAAUAUAUGUUGCGGGCAAAUCUUAUCCAAGAAGCAGAAAUGACGUGCUCAAAAUUUACGAGGGAAGGGGUGUCGGCCAUGGAAAAUUUGAAUGAAAUGCAGUGUAUGUGGUUCCAAACAGAAUGCGCCGUGGCUUAUCAACGCAUGGGGAAGUGGGGAGAGGCAUUGAAAAAGUGCCACGAAGUCGAAAGGCAUUUCGUCGAAAUCAUCGAAGACCAAUUCGACUUUCAUACGUAUUGCAUGCGUAAAAUGACUUUGCGGGCUUAUGUCGGUUUGUUACGACUUGAAGACGUAUUGCGCUCACACCCUUUCUACUUUAGCGCUGCACGAUGCGCCAUCGAAGUUUAUUUGCAUUUGCACGACCACCCACUUCAAGACGAACCAACGAAGGAGGAGCUUCAAGAAGCUUCUCUACCACCUUUGGAAUUGAAAAAAUUGCGUGCCCAGCAACGCAAGGCUGCCAAAAAGGCAGAGCAAGAAAAACAGGAGAAGCUGCUUCAACAGCAGCGUGAACAACGUGAGCGCGAGCAACGGGAACGGGAACAACGAGAUCCGCAUAGUCACCACCAGAAACGAAACCAUAAUCAACAAGAUAAGGAAGCCGAUGCUCCACCUGUCGACGACUUGCAACCACAGAAAUUGGCCAGGGUUGAAGACCCACUCGAUCAGGCCAUCAAAUUCCUGCAGCCAUUGCAGGAAUGGGGCUCUAAUCAUAUUGAAGUCCAUUUAUUGGCUUUCGAAGUUUAUUUGAGAAAAGGCAAGCCUCUUCUGAUGCUUCAAUCGGUAAAGCGUGCCUUAAAAGUAGAUCCCAACCAUCCACAGGUGCACUCGUGUCUCAUCCGAUUGCAUCGUUUCCUCACCAAAGGUGACCUGCUCAGUGAGAAUGUUUCCCACCCUGCCGUCGCAUCGGUGUUGAAUAGUGAAACCCAGCCGUUGUUCUCUAACCACAACGACGCCGAACAGCUCAAUAAAGAAUUCUUGGAGCAAAACAAAAACUCUCUCCCUCAUCUACUGCAAGGAGCUAAAAUGAUGUGCUUUCUCAAUCCCACCCGCGAAGCCGAAGCCGUUGCCCUUGUUUCCCGGUUUUCGGACGCCUAUCAGGGCAUAACGGUUCAGACUUGCUCGGACAUUUUGAAAGCGUUUCAGAAGGGUGAAUUUGGAGAGGCAGGUCGUCAAGAAAUUGACAAUUUCAAAACCCUUUGUCACCAGCGCAUGCCCCACGCCGUCGACUUUUUUUCUGGUCAACAAGUUACUCCCUCCGCGAAUCACAAUCAUACGGUGGAGGAAGUAUUGACAAAUCACGUCUCUAAUUUGACAGUUGAAGACGGAACCAAUUGAAAUCCACUUAAUUCAAUAUGAAGAACAUUCAAAAGUAUCAACAUCAAUGAGAAAAAAUUAGGUAUAUGGUUUUUAGCCGAGGCGGUUUCACUUCUGUCUUUAUUGUGGUCUUUCUAUUUUGGGAGGGUAAGAAGAAAACAAACCUCAGAAGCGGAAAUACUUUUGUCGUCUGCUCUAACACUGAAAGUUCGGGAUUUCUUUACAUUUAGAAUGCUCGAAUCACAUACCCCAGCCAUGGAACAACAAUUUGUUUUGUUUAUUUUUUUUUCGUCAACAGUAACAAGUCCUUUGUGUGCCUUGGCUGGAAGUGAAAGUCAGAAUAAUCGUUUUUGAAACCAAUACAUUUUUCUCAGUUAAAUUAAAAUAAAUUCCUAAUUGGUUUUUUUUGCUUUAGUAAAAAAUUCUGUUUUUGUCUCGGUAAUCUCUUAGGCGCGCUAACAGUUAAUUUCUAUUCUACCCUUUUGUUUACUUUUCUUUUGUCACCCCUCCAUGAGCUAAGGAGUGAAUUGGCGCGUUUAUGGCAUGAAAGUUGUGUGUGAAGAGAUGAAUACACAGUGUAGAACCUUU